AUGGAUGGCGCCGGCAAAGUUGGAGGAAAGGUGGGAGGAAAGGUUGGUGGCAAGGUUGGUGGCAUGGGCAAGGGCGGGAAGGGUAAGGCUGGAAGCGGCAAAGGCAAGAAGGCUCCUCUUUCUCGCGCAGCUCGCGCUGGACUUCAGUUCCCUGUCGGGCGUGUUCACAGAAUGUUAAAGAGUCGUAUCUCAUCCGAAGGCCGCGUGGGCUCGACCGCUGCAGUGUAUGCCUCGGCCAUUUUGGAGUACCUUACGGCUGAGGUGCUCGAGCUGGCUGGUAAUGCCUCGAAGGAUCUUAAAGUGAAGAGAAUAACUCCCCGUCAUUUACAGCUUGCCAUUCGCGGUGACGAAGAACUGGACACGCUGAUCAAGGCUACAAUUGCCGGUGGUGGUGUUAUACCACAUAUCCACAGGUCGCUCAUGACAAAAGGGCCCACCACGCAGCCUCUGAAAAAGCCAAAGAAGCCAGAACUUGAGUGA
Messenger RNA from Eimeria necatrix, 480 nucleotides. Its product is annotated as histone H2A, putative. Lineage: Eukaryota; Apicomplexa; Conoidasida; Eucoccidiorida; Eimeriidae. The record is from RefSeq and is a predicted model, not a curated record. Gene Ontology annotation, molecular function: DNA binding; structural constituent of chromatin; protein heterodimerization activity. The transcript has 3 exons. Gene Ontology annotation, cellular component: nucleosome. Bases 1 to 480 code for a protein of 159 amino acids.